Messenger RNA from Nicotiana tabacum (common tobacco), 396 nucleotides. Its product is annotated as small ribosomal subunit protein uS9. NCBI's taxonomy places the organism in Eukaryota, Viridiplantae, Streptophyta, Magnoliopsida, Solanales, Solanaceae. Gene Ontology annotation, cellular component: cytosolic small ribosomal subunit; ribosome. Gene Ontology annotation, biological process: translation; maturation of SSU-rRNA from tricistronic rRNA transcript (SSU-rRNA, 5.8S rRNA, LSU-rRNA). Gene Ontology annotation, molecular function: RNA binding; structural constituent of ribosome. The record is from RefSeq and is a predicted model, not a curated record.
AUUUACUAAAACAUUUUGGGUUAGGUCAUUUUCCAGCAGAAGAGUGGGAGUAAACCAAACAAAAGCAUAACAAUGAAUGCGGCGCCAGCGGCGGCGGAAUCAGUGCAAUGUUUCGGGCGGAAGAAGACGGCGGUAGCAGUAACACACUGCAAGCGCGGUCGUGGCCUGAUUAAGAUCAAUGGUGUACCAAUCGAGCUCGUUCAACCCGAAAUCCUCCGGUACAAAGCCUUCGAACCAAUCCUCCUCUUAGGUCGCCACCGAUUCGCCGGAGUCGACAUGCGAAUCCGCGUCAAAGGAGGAGGUCACACUUCUCAGAUCUACGCUAUUCGUCAGUCCAUAGCGAAGGCGCUGGUUGCCUUUUACCAGAAGUAUGUGGAUGAACAGCAGAAGAAGGAG